AUGGUGGACGAUGCGCGAAUCGUCCUACUGGAGAAGAAGGAAGAUGAUGACCACCAGAACUGCCCUGGCUGUAACAUUGAUAGACUUAAACAAGAGCAGCGAGGCAUACCUUACAUGAACCUCUCCUUCAUCUGGCUUGUCUCCCUCUGCACCGCUCUCCCGAUAUCUUCUCUGUUUCCAUAUCUUUAUUUUAUGAUCAGAGACUUCCAUAUUGCAAAACAAGAAGAGGAUAUUGGUUUCUAUGCUGGUUUUGUUGCUUCAUCAUUUAUGAUUGGAAGAGCUCUGACAUCUAUUUUCUGGGGGAAGUUAGCUGAUAGAUAUGGUCGCAAACCUAUUAUCCUCAUUGGGACAUUCACAGUGAUCAUAUUCAAUACCCUCUUUGGUCUAAGCACAAGUUUCUGGUUUGCGAUUUCCAUUAGAUUUCUCCUUGGCUGCUUUAACUGUCUCCUCGGAGUAAUAAGGGCGUAUGCAUCAGAAGUUGUUAGUGAAGAGUAUACAGCUCUUAGUCUUUCUGUUGUAAGUACAUCUAGAGGUAUAGGACUGAUACUAGGUCCUGCUAUUGGUGGCUAUCUUGCUCAGCCCGCAGAAAAGUACCCAAAAAUCUUUUCCCAGAGUUCAGUUUUUGAGAGGUUUCCAUAUUUUCUGCCGAGCUUGGUUAUAUCAGUCUAUGCUACUGGAGUUCUCAUCGCUUGUUGGUGGCUUCCUGAAACACUUCAUACGCGUUGUAGAGUUGCACAAGAUAGGUUUAAUCCAGAUGGACCUGGAUAUUCACCAAAUGAGGUAAACAAUGAUGAAAACGGAGAAGAAGGAUGUGGUGACCAGAAAAUAAAAAGUGAGGGAAGUCUCAUGAGGAAUCGUCCAUUGAUGGCUGUCAUCAUUGUGUAUUGUGUUUUUUCCCUCCAAGAGAUCGCUUACUCAGAGAUAUUCUCACUCUGGGCUGUCAGCGACAGAAGCUAUGGAGGAUUGAGCUUCUCAUCUCAAGAUGUUGGUGAAGUUUUAGCUAUAUCAGGACUUGGGCUUCUGGUGUUUCAACUCCUGGUAUACCCACCGUUGGAGAAAACCUUUGGACUCCUUGUGAUUAUCCGUCUUUCUGCGUUCAUGUUGAUACCCCUGCUUUCUUGUUACCCUUCUAUAGCUAAGCUUUCUGGGGUGGCACUCCAUUUAGUGAUAAAUUGUGCAUCCAUCGUCAAAAAUGCUUUGUCUAUCUCUCUUGUUACAGGAUUGUUUAUCUUGCUGAACAAGGCUGUGCCUCAGAGUCAGAGAGGUGCUGCUAAUGGAAUUUCUAUGACUGCAAUGUCUAUUUUCAAAUCAUUUGGGCCUGCUGGUGGAGGUGUCUUAUUCUCAUGGGCGCAAAAGAGACAAGUAGCGACUUUCCUUCCAGGUGAUGAGAUGGUGUUCUUUGUGUUGAACUUGGUGCAACUCGUUGGAUUGAUUCUAACGUUCAUACCUUACAUUUCCCACAUACAAUGA
Messenger RNA from Microthlaspi erraticum, 1470 nucleotides. The record is from the annotation of a GenBank genome assembly. NCBI's taxonomy places the organism in Eukaryota, Viridiplantae, Streptophyta, Magnoliopsida, Brassicales, Brassicaceae.